Amphibalanus amphitrite is the source of this 4976-nucleotide messenger RNA. RefSeq lists its product as uncharacterized. The transcript has 15 exons. The record is from RefSeq and is a predicted model, not a curated record. Lineage: Eukaryota; Metazoa; Arthropoda; Thecostraca; Balanomorpha; Balanidae. The coding region runs from base 573 to 4976 and encodes 1467 amino acids.
GGAACAUUCGUGUUGCUGGCGGGGGAACUCCAAAGGGGAAGAGGGAAGGAGAAAGAAAAGAUUUUGCUAUGCAUUCCGGCUACAUAUAAGCCACUCAUUCUCAACUAAGACCAUCCAAGAGCACACUGAGUCAAUAUCGUCGCCCUCCGUUAAUUCCGUCGGGAGAUAUUUCACGCGAAAGCUAUGGUUCCCUUCUUGUGAUGGGGAUGUAUCAGUUGAAGUCUCUGUGGUCGGUGAUAGCUUUCUAUGCUGGGGAGUGUGCGUUGCAGUCUCUCGACCAAUCAGAGGGCAGAACCAGUGAUCUACUUGUUUCGAGUCUGGUGGAACUGGGGAUUUCUCUACGGAGCUUUAGACGGAGGUCCUGGAGAUGCUGGAGAUGUGUAUUCUACUGAAUCUAUUAGCUCCUAUCGUAUCGGUAGAUCCCUGACGGGAGGUCGCAAAAUGUAAACAGGCUGAACCAAGGCUGUGGCAAGGCUGUUGGCUGAACAAAGCACCUGAGUCUGGCGCACGUAUAGCGCCAAGGCCGUAUCAGGGUAUAUUGAGUGGGCCGUAUAGCGCCACUUCAGUUGAAAAUGGUCAAGAGCCACAAGGCCUUCGGAAAAGACAUCUGGCUCCAGCGCCUGCGGAGGUUUGCGGACCAGGGGCAUUGGACGCCUGACUUGGGCAGCAGGCCUGGUCCCAGACAGCCCAAGAAUGUUCUGGAGCUAUACAAUAAGGUCCAAAAAUGCCCACGGCAGUGCGGCAGCCAGCAGCCGCUGACCUUCCGGGGGGUGGCUGCGCUGCAAAGAGGCUGUACCUGUGGACUGCACAGGGACCCCCAUGACAGGGCUGGGAUCCAGCGGAUCCGGCAAUAUGUUGAGUCCGGCCGUCUGGCGGAGCUGAGGCAGCGCCCCAACAUCCAGCCCAAUCUGCAGCUUGAGCGGCAUGCUGCAGGCCAGUCUCGGCCGACUCCUGCCUCUGCCACCGCCACCGCCGGGGCUCCCAGCCCCGCUGCCGCCGCAGCCGCCACCGCUGCAGCUCCGGGGCCCGCUGCUGCUGCAGCCGCCGCAGCUGCACCUUCAGGACCGGGCUCCGCUACCGCUGCUGCUGCAGCCGCCGCAGCUGCACCUUCAGGACCGGGCUCCGCUACCGCUGCUGCUGCCGCUGCAGCUCCGGGGCCCGCAGCCGCCGCAGCCGCCGCAGCUCCGGGCUCCGCCGCCGCUGCAGCUCACAACCUCUCGCGGGUGGCACCAUCGAACCCGCUGCAUCCACGCGGGAAUGAAGGCGCCCGCGCUCCCGUUCUGCCCUACGGCUGGGCCAGCUACCUGUCGCCCUGGGAGCAGUCAUGGAUCGGCGGACUGUUCCGCACCGUCACCCACGGCGGACGGACUCACGCCGAACUGCGGGCCGGGCUGACCGAGCUCUGGUGCCGGCCGCCGCCACCUCCGCUGGUGGCCAACCAGGCACCGCCCGGCCCCGAUCGGUACUUUGGAGUACCACUAUUUCUGUGGCUGCCACGGCGCUUCUGGGGCGUGCUGCUGUCGUGCCCCGAGUGCGGCACUUUGCUUAACAGCUUCGGUCUGCACAGUCGCCUGAGGAAGGUCGUCGACCUGGAGCUCGGCUACUGGAUGGCCACAGAGCGCCUAACCUGUCCCCAGUGCCGGCCCCAGAAGGUCUACACUGCGUGGGACCACCGCCUCAUCAGACAGCUGGAUCUAGCCAGACAGCGGCAGUUCCCAGCUGUGCUGACCUACAAACUGACGUGCGACAAAGCGGUGAUCCGGCUGCUUCGGGAGCGGGGACUGGGCAACAGCCCGGCCCAGCUCCAGAAGAAAAUCGCCGAGCAGGUCGGGGAGGAGUACCUCAGCCACACACUGAGGUACUUGGGCGACUGCGCCAUGCGAUCGGCGGCCUUUGAUGGAUGGGAGCUGCCCUUCGCGCCGCCGCCGCCGCACCCGGUGGUACCCAGUGCGCGCUGGCUGAUGCGGGUAUACUUACAAGAUGCCCUCACCAGACAUCAGGAAUAUCUAGCGGCAAUCACCAGCGUGUUCGGAGAGAUCCUGAAAAUGGACUCGACCCGCAAGGUGGCCAAGAAGCUCGCCGGUGCUGCAGCAAAUACCGCUCGCUGGGCCACCAACGUCACCAACGAGCACGGCCUGGUGCUGAACUGCGUUCUCACCGCCACCGAGGGCGCAGGCCUCCUGGACAUGGGCAGAGGCCUGGUGGCGCGCUACCGCGACGCGAAAGUGAUGCCGCCGCGGGUCCUGUAUGUGGACCGCGACUGCUGCGGUGCCACCCAGACGACGCCGGCCCCUGCGCUGCACGCCUUUCCCGGCUGGGAGGGCAUGCCCGUGCGCCUCGACGCCUGGCAUUUUAUGCGGCGACUGGCGGCGGGCGUCACCACCGACGCUCACCAGCUAUACGGGCUCCUGAUGAGUCGUCUCUCGGCCGCCAUUUUCGAGACUGACCCAGGAGACCUGGCGGCCCUCAUCCGGGCGAAGCGGCAGGAGCUGGCGGCGACCGGGAUCACAAACCUCAGCGAUGAGGUCGUCCAGCGGGCGGUGACCAAGGCGGAGCACCAGCGCCACUGCCGCCGCCGGACCCGUGGUGUGGAGGUCACCACCCGCGCCAUCGACGAGCUGCUCCGCCUGCUGUCCGGCCCGGCGGGUGUCGACAGCAUGGGCCUGCCGCUGCUCGACCAGUCUCGGAUCUGGACCAUCUGGGAGCAGCAAAAGCGGCACGUCGCCUGCCUGCAGGACGUACCGGGGGUGCCCCUGCACCGUGUCACCGGCACCCUGAUGAAGGGCGGCGUGCAGCUUAGCUGUUUCCGGACAGCUCGCGGCACCACCUCCACGGAGAGCUUCCACAGCCAUCUCGUGAGGUUCAUCCCCGGGACUACAGCCAGCGACCUCCACUUCCAGGCCUUCCUGAUCGAGGGUCUGGUUAGAUGGAACGCGGAUCGUCACCUGGCGGCGAUCGGACAGGACAGCGCCCGCGAGGUCCGGUGCUACGACGGCCGGAUACGGGCAGCCGUCAACGACCUGUCGCAGAGGGUGCUCAAGAGGGACCUAGUCACCAGAAGCGAGCCUCUUCGAUACACGGGUGAGCUCGUCGGGGUCGCCUACCUGUACGGACAGACGGGCCGUAGGCUCGACGAGUACAGGGUGGGUGACCCCGACACGCAGCACGGCGAGGAUGACGAUGUUGGCGAUGACCUCGACGAGGGAUUCGAGGACGUCGAGGACAUCUUCGUGACCGACGCGUACGAUGGUCUCGAAAUGCCACUUCAGACGCCUCUCCCGGCCGCUCCCGUCGGAGUCCCCAGCCUCGCCGCCGCCGGACCUCAGGGACCCGCUACCGCCCGAGUCCCCAGCUCCGCCGACGCUGGGCCUCAGAGUCCCGCCGACGCUGGGCCUCAGAGUCCCGCCGACGCUGGGCCUCAGAGUCCCGCCAACGCUGGGCCUCAGAGUCCCGCCGACGCUGGGCCUCAGAGUCCCGCCGACGCUGGGCCUCAGAGUCCCGCCGACGCUGGGCCUCAGAGUCCCGCCGACGCUGGGCCUCAGAGUCCCGCCGACGCUGGGCCUCAGAAUCCCGCCGCCGGACCUCAGAGUCCCGCCGCCGCUGCAGCUCCGGGCUCCGCCGCCGCUGCAGCCGCAGCCGCCGUCGCUGGAGCUCCGGGCCCGGCCGCCGCCGCAGCUCCGGGGCCCGCUGCUGCUGCAGCCGCCGCAGCUGCACCUUCAGGACCGGGCUCCGCUACCGCUGCUGCUGCAGCCCCGCGGCCUGCUGCCGCUGCAGCCCCGCGGCCUGCUGCCGCUGCGGCUCGGGGGCCCGCUGCUGCUGCAGCCGCCGCAGCUGCACCUUCAGGACCGGGCUCCGCUACCGCUGCUGCUCAUGGUAACCAGCCUCCACCGGCUCCUCCUGCCGUCGACGCUGCCAGCUGGUCACCAGCUGACGCACAGCCGGACCUGGAGGGACGCAGCUCACCCGGCCCUGGUGCAGUAGUGGCCGCCGCUCAGUCGCCCGCCAUCCCACUGACGCCAGACUGGGCAGCCGAGGGUCUUCCGGAGGACGUGACCGGCCCCGACCACCAGCCGGGGUACGCCGAGUGCCACCGCCUGGCGCAGGUGCUCGUCGGCCUAGACUGCUCGCGGGGGUAUGUCGCCGACGAAGAGGCCGAGUCCAUCGUCCACCUGUGGCACCAGCUCUCCGCCGGCGACAGAGCCAAGGUGGCGGCCUCCCCGCGGUACCAGCACCGGCUGACGACUGGCCGGUUUAAACAGCCGAAGACCAGUCGGCUGUCUGGUGUCGUGCCGGGCGUGGACAGCGCACGGAGAGUCUCACUCAAGCGAGGAGCGGUUCCCGCGCAACGACCCGACUUGAACCGGCUCGCUGAGACGGUCGUCCGCCUGCUCUGCGAGCGGUACCGAAACCCCAGGCGCAGCGGAGGGUCGGUCCAGUCGCGCUGGGCGCAGAUCCUGGCCCACCACUCCAGCCUGCGGGACAUUCUCCUCAAAUGUCCCGCAAUCACCCAGCGGACUGGAGUCAACCUGGCGGCUCUGAACCAGCACACGCUCACGUCCUGGUUCAACGAGCACCAGAAGGAGACGGAGCGGAGAGCUCUUCUCCAGGGCGUGCAGCUGCCGCCAGCCCGUCCGAUCGCCGCAGUCGCCCUGCCAGCACCGGCGCCGCGGCUGAUGCAGGUGCAGGUGGUGCGGGUGGACUGCCGCCGCCCACCGCACCACUUCGUCCUGCCUGCCGACACGGUCGGACAGGCGCAGACCCGCCGUCGCCCGGCCGAGGACACCGGCCACGACACCGCCGCCAAGAGGCCCUACACGCGCCGGCAGCCCACCAACACCUGCGGCCAGUGCAAAGGCGCUCUGACGGCGGACACGGGGCACAGACGGGGGAAGGGCGGCCCAAGCCGAAACAAGGUUUUCUGUCCCGUUGCCAACCCUGAUCUAACAUACGAUCAGUGGUUGGCAAAGUUCAAGUGA